Molecule: messenger RNA, 2367 nt
Organism: Sardina pilchardus (European sardine)
Lineage: Eukaryota; Metazoa; Chordata; Actinopteri; Clupeiformes; Clupeidae
Product: protocadherin alpha-3-like
Exons: 2
Coding region: 1-2367 (788 amino acids)
Biological process (GO): homophilic cell-cell adhesion
Cellular component (GO): plasma membrane
Molecular function (GO): calcium ion binding
Source: RefSeq, a predicted model, not a curated record
AUGGAACAAAGGGGACGUGGAUGGUGGGAGAGAUGGCAGUGGCUACUAUUUUUUGCAGCCUUUUUGUCUGGGAAAGGAUCUUUGGCGCAAAUACGAUACUCUGUUUCUGAAGAACACGACAGAGCUGUCGUUGGGAACAUUGCUAAGGAUUUGGGGAUUGAUGUACGAACACUGAAGGAACGAGGCUUUCGCAUAGUGUCAAGUUCAAACAAUUCCCUUUUCACGGUAAACCAAAGCGAUGGCAUUUUGUAUGUGAAUGGUAAAAUAGACAGGGAGGGUGUUUGCGAGCGAAGCAGCUCGUGUUUGAUUAAUCUUAAAACCAUUCUCGAAAACCCGCUAGAGAUCCAUUACGUGUCGGUGGAGGUUGUAGAUGUCAAUGACCAUUCCCCGAGCUUUCUUGAUCAGAAAACGCGUCUAGAAAUAUCAGAAUCUGCACUCCGCGGUGUGAAGUUUCAGCUUCAGCCAGCACGCGACCCGGACGGAGGUAUAAAUUCAAUUCAACUGUACAAAUUGAGUCAAAACGAUCAUUUCCGCCUAGAGGUAAAAGACCGUGGGGAGGAUGGUAAAAUUCCCAUUCUGAUUUUACAAAAAUCUCUAGAUAGGGAAGUUGCCACAACCCACAAGCUAGUGCUUACCGCCAUUGACGGUGGAAAACCUCCCAAGUCGGGAACAGCGGAGAUACAUAUUGAUGUUUUGGACGUGAAUGAUAACGCGCCUCUUUUUACAGAUGAGAUAUAUACGGUCAUGCUAAAGGAAAAUGCACCAAUUGGAACCACAGUGAUACAAGUAAAUGCAAGUGAUUUAGAUGAAGGUUCAAAUGGCGAGAUCGUGUACUCUUUCGGUAACAUUGUAAGCAGUAAAUUACGCAAGUUGUUUGAAAUAAAUCCUGUCAGCGGUGAAAUUACUGUAAAGGGGCACAUAGACUACGAGGAAAAGGACAAAUAUGAAUUAGAUGUACAAGCCUCAGAUAAGGGUUUUGCUCCUCUGACAACAGACAAAAGUGUCACUAUAAAAAUUGUGGAUGUUAAUGACAAUGUACCUGAGAUUGAGGUGACAUCCUUCUCAAGAGCAGUCUCUGAGGAUUCUAGACCCGGAACAACAGUUGCACUGAUCAGUGUCAAUGACUUAGACUCUGGUGUCAAUGGUAAAGUGGCUCUUUCAUUACCUGAGCACUUACCUUUUAAACUGAUGCCCUCCACUCAGGAUAACAUAUACUCUUUGAUCACUAGCUCACCAUUGGACAGGGAGAAAGAAUUUCAAUAUGAUGUCACAUUAACUGCCGUAGAUUCAGGACAGCCACCUUUGUCAUCUGAAAAGACAAUAACGGUGUUGAUAUCAGAUGUCAAUGACAACAGUCCACAGUUUUCAGUCAGUCAGUAUGCAUUUUAUGUGGCAGAAAAUAAUGUUCCUGGUGAAUCCAUUUUCACAGUGUCUGCCUCUGAUAAAGACCUUGAUGAAAACGCUCUCGUUCGCUAUCAGAUCUGCCGGGAUUGUGGAGAUGACAGUAAAUAUGCAUCCUUUCUAAACAUCAAUUCAGAAAAUGGUCAUGUGUAUGCACUUAAAAGUUUUGAUUUUGAAACACUGAAAUCUUUCCAGUUUCAAGUAUUAGCAAGUGACAGUGGGAAACCACCCAGAGGAAACAAUGCCACAGUUAAUGUAUUCAUACUUGAUCAGAAUGAUAAUGCACCAGUGAUUCUGUCUCCUGUAAGUGCCAACGGCACCUCAGAAGGUGUAGAGGAAGUUCCACGUAAUGUGAACGCAGGUCACUUAGUCACCAAAGUGAGAGCUUUUGAUGCUGACGUGGGUUACAACGGGUGGCUACUUUUUUCAUUGCAAGAGGUCACAGACCACACUCUCUUUAGCUUGGACCGUUAUACCGGACAGAUAAGGACUCUGCGGUCAUUCAGUGAAACAGAUGAAGCCCAACAUAAACUGGUCAUACUGGUCAAAGACAAUGGAAACGUCUCACUCUCUGCAACUGCUACACUGGUCAUUAAGCUGGUGGAGCCAAAAGAGGCCUUUGCUGCUUCGGAUGUUCAGAACCCAUUAAGCAGUGACGAGACUGAUGUCACAUUUUACCUCAUCAUAACACUGGCGUCGGUGUCGGCACUGUUUUUAAUCAGUGUUAUCGUGCUGAUUGUCAUGCAAUGUUCCAAAUCAACAGACUUUUCGUCCAAGUACUUACAAGAUCCAAAUUAUGACGGAACUCUGUGCCACAGUAUUCAAUAUAGAUCUGGGGAUAAACGGUACAUGCUGGUUGGGCCCAGAAUGAGUAUCGGUUCUACUAUAGUACCAGGAAGUAAUGGGAACACGCUUGUGAUUCCAGAUCGAAGACGACGACUAUCUGUGGAGUUUGUUUGCCCCUAA